UUCCUCAGCUAACUUCAACGCCAUACCUUUUAUGAUUCCAAUCAAUAAAUGCAGUCUCAAGUUUUCCUCAGCUAACUUCAACGCCAUACCUUUUGCCUACACCAACAGACAAUCAUAGAUUCUCAACUUUGAAUUCUUGUCUUUUCACAGCUGAAUACAUAUGCUAUGGGAAGAAACAAGCAAUACUUUAAGGACCCCCUUGUAUUUGAUCCAGAUCGUCAUCUCAAAUCCAAACAUGACAGGCACUAUUUUACUCAUUUUCCUUUCUCGAUGGGUGUCCGAUCUUGCAUUGGUCAACAAUUUGCACUGCUUGAGUCCAGACUGGUGAUGAGCAGACUCUUACAGACAUUUGAUUUUCAACUGGUGCCAGGACAAGAGCGUGAUGAUGUAAUACAAGAGAUUAUUAUCAAACCAAAAGGACGUUGUAGACAGUAUAUCACCUUCAGUCACUAGAUAGAUCACCCGAUCUAGGCAAUAGCUCAGUGGGACCAAGCAACAAAUGAAUGAUAUG
Messenger RNA from Asterias rubens (European starfish), 511 nucleotides. Its product is annotated as cholesterol 24-hydroxylase-like. Gene Ontology annotation, molecular function: heme binding; iron ion binding; cholesterol 24-hydroxylase activity. NCBI's taxonomy places the organism in Eukaryota, Metazoa, Echinodermata, Asteroidea, Forcipulatida, Asteriidae. The record is from RefSeq and is a predicted model, not a curated record. Bases 166 to 453 code for a protein of 95 amino acids. Gene Ontology annotation, biological process: cholesterol catabolic process. The transcript is spliced from 3 exons.